Molecule: messenger RNA, 627 nt
Organism: Lactuca saligna
Lineage: Eukaryota; Viridiplantae; Streptophyta; Magnoliopsida; Asterales; Asteraceae
Source: the annotation of a GenBank genome assembly
AUGGUGAGUGAUGAUAGUGGAGAGGCUUUCUACUCUGAGAGUGGCCAUGGUUAUGAGGAUAGUGGAGAUGAUUCUGAUGACAGUGAAUACAAUGUGGAUGAGUCUAACAUACAAUUUGAUGUAGAUGUAGACAUGAGUGAAUUCCAUAAUGAUGUUGAUGUAUAUGAACAUGGAAUCUUGAACAAUAAUUCAAAAGAUGAAGGGAUUGACAUGGUUGAUGAUGAGUUGGAAGUUAUUGCCACUGAUGAUUAUCAAUUUGCAGGAUUUCAUGAAGAUGAUAGGAAGAGACUAAUAAAAGAGUUGAGUAAGUCAAGUACAUGCUCACAUGGAGAGGUUCAUGUAAAACCAUUUCAGAUUGGCCAGGUCUUCAAAACCAAGCGUGAUGUUAAAAACUACAUGAACUCACAUUUUGUAGCAACAAGGAGGUCUUUAUACCUAGCCAAAAAUGACAAAAUCCGUAUUAGGGUGAAAUGUAAAGGUGUUGUAAGGUUACGAUCCGUCCAUGAAGUGAUCUUCAUUGCUUCAUUCCCACAUCUGCAAGCCACCAUCUUGGAAUCGGAAGCGAUUGGAUGUCGUGAAGGGUGCAACGGUCGAGCAACUGUGGAAAGGAGAAGAGAUGACGAUUGA